Trypanosoma grayi is the source of this 732-nucleotide messenger RNA. RefSeq lists its product as hypothetical. The transcript has a single exon. The record is from RefSeq and is a predicted model, not a curated record. Lineage: Eukaryota; Euglenozoa; Kinetoplastea; Trypanosomatida; Trypanosomatidae. Bases 1 to 732 code for a protein of 243 amino acids.
AUGGUGCUGCCGCAACGCCGCCUUGUCUGCCCCGUUCUUCUUGACAUCGGCAGCAGCCGCGCCGUGGCGCUGCCGUACUUCUACCGCGAGGUGUGCCCAUCGCUGCACAGAGAACUGCGCCAGAUAAUGGCACGCCGAGGUGAGCAGGACCCUUUGCUGCUGCGACGCUCGCCCAAUGUGACUGCGACGCUGGUGGACUCGUGGGUUCGCCCAUGCGGCUUCUCACCAGAGAGCCCGCUGCUGCAGCACGAGAGCUGGCGCGACGCGUGGCAGACGUACAUAUGCGCUGUGAGGCAGCGGGGUGAAGUAUCUGUUGCUGGCGCCGCACCAAUCCGAGCCACCACUGCUAAUGCGGCUGCGAAGAGCAGGGAUGUCAACGACAUCCCUUUGUGCGGGACGUUGGCAUUGCCUAUACCUGUUCACGUCUCCGAUGCCAAUGGAGGAAGUGAGGCGGGGGCGUCGACGCGGAGGAUAACGAUGGAAUUCUUUCGCGUUGAUGCCUUCAUUCCUGUUUAUGUGCAGAUGUGCCACGUGAUGCGUCGCAUUAUUGCCCCGCAAAACACGUGUGAUGUGCCUGCGAUUGGUGUUGUGGUGCCAAAUCAUCACACAGACUACUUCAUCGAGGCGGCAAAAGGCAUGCGGGAGGGCACAGCGAGCCAGCAGCACUCGGCACGCAUGGUGCCGAACAUCCUUGUGUACAACACGAAUGGACUUCAGUUCCGCCUGCCGUGA